AUGGCAUUCGUGUACGUGCUCUCUCGGACCGACGCCGGUGAAAUCCUGACGGCCGCCGACCUCGAGCUCCUCUCGCUGAGCACGAUAUUUUCAUUUCUUAUCCUCUCCAUCAUAGUGCUGAUCGAUAUCCGGUUAUUCUCACGCCAGAAACCAGCGCGGUUAUCGCUACCAUUCGUAUUGCUCGACAAUGUGUUAAAAAUUACGGAAUUCAUCUGCCUCCAGCUCUAUAAUAUUGGUAUUACAUUCAGCGGGAAACGCUGUAUCUUGUUCGAGGCCCCAAUGGAAUAUUUUGUGCCGUGGAAUGGGGCGUUGCUGUUCACUGCUUGGAACAUGAUUGUGGCCACAAUAUGGCAUGUUUUCUACUACUUAAUCGUGCCGAUAAACCUUACCUGCGUUGUCGAAAGGCUGAUGGUUACGCUGUACUAUCGACGCUACGAAACGAUGCGCCCGUGGCCGAUCUUUGUCUUUCUGAGCGGGACCACGGCAAGAAAUCGA
Mesorhabditis spiculigera is the source of this 495-nucleotide messenger RNA. The record is from the annotation of a GenBank genome assembly. NCBI's taxonomy places the organism in Eukaryota, Metazoa, Nematoda, Chromadorea, Rhabditida, Rhabditidae.